CCUUCUUCUUCUUUUUUCUCCAUGUCUUCUUCUUCCACACGGCGUGCAGCAGGGAGCUCAACUCCACCUCCCUGCGUGCUCUCUGCUCCUUGCUCCAUGGCGCUCGGCAGCAGGACUGCUCCAUGGGCGUCACCUCUCACCUUCUUCCUCCCUUCCUCCCCACGGCUGCAGCUCUCCCACUGCUCCCUCACGCCAGCAGCAGGGAGCCCAGCUCCUCCUAGCCAUUUGCUCGACGCUAAUGUAGCAGGACGCACGGAGCCCUCCAUGGCGUCUCCUUCCCUGGCCGCGUCCAAGGCCGACAGCCAGCCUCCCCUUCCCUGCUCUUGCCGUGGCGAGCUCCCUUCCUCCAAGCGCUCGGCUGCAGUGACCUCCCCUGGCCUGAGCUCGAACAGCCGGUCUUCUUCCCCAACGCCGGCCUCCAUGGAUGCACGGCUCCCACUCCCAUGGCGCCCCUGCUUUUCCCUGUCCGGCCAGGAAAACGCCCUUCCCUGUUUUCCUCUUCCCAGCACGCCAAAGCACCCUGCUGUUUCUUGCGCCCUAUUUUUUUCCAUGGACAGCAGCAGGAGCAAUGCCGCCCAGGCCCCUGCUCCUCCCCUCUUCCCCACAAAACAGCAGCCGCAGCGAGCCGCCGUCGUCCAUGGCGAGCAGCCUCUCCCCUCGUCGCGUGACAUCACUCUCGUGCUCGCUGCGCAGCCCAUUCACGACGCCGUCAAAACCCAUGCUAGACGUUGCCGCGGAGCCACGCGCGAUGCCUGUUUCGGUGAAGCCCCUAAACCGUGGACGCAUGUGCAACCCGAAUCCGAGUUUGACAGGUCGAUAGAUUUAUGA
This is a messenger RNA of Zea mays, 828 nucleotides long. RefSeq names its product protein PRRC2C-like. Lineage: Eukaryota; Viridiplantae; Streptophyta; Magnoliopsida; Poales; Poaceae. The coding region runs from base 22 to 828 and encodes 268 amino acids. The transcript has 2 exons. The record is from RefSeq and is a predicted model, not a curated record.